UAGUAGUCGAGGGUAGAAAGAAGUAAACUUUUUAACCAUGUGGAUUUAUUAAGCUAUUUCGUGACCGUGGACAAUGCGAGUGGACCCUCUCUCCUUUUAGAAUACGGCAAGUGCUUUUGGUCACCCGCUAGUCUUGCACCAUGCUGAGUUUCCUCCGCCGGACUCUGGGCCGGCGGUCCAUCCGUAAGCACGCGGAGAAAUCUCGCCUUCGAGAGGCACAGCGAGCCACCACACACAUCCCUGCCGCAGGCGACGCCAAGUCCAUCAUCACCUGCCGAGUGUCCCUACUGGACGGAACAGAUGUCAGUGUGGAUCUACCGAAAAAAGCGAAAGGUGAGGAGCUGUUUGACCAGAUUAUGUACCACCUGGACAUCGUAGAGAAGGACUACUUUGGCCUGCGCUUCAUGGACUCAGCGCAAGUACCGCAUUGGCUUGACGUAACAAAAAGCAUCAAAAAACAAGUGAAGAUCGGACCCCCCUACUGCCUUCACAUGAGGGUCAAGUUCUACUCGUCAGAACCCAACAACCUGCACGAAGAGCUGACCAGAUACCUCUUCGUAUUACAGCUAAAGCAAGACAUUCUCAGUGGCAAGUUAGAGUGUCCCUUUGAUACAGCCGUGGAAUUGGCUGGAUUUUCACUGCAAGCUGAGCUGGGAGACUGUGACCCCACAGAGCACGCUCUAGACCUGGUGUCAGAGUUCCGCUUCACGCCAGAGCAGACGGAAUCCAUGGAGCUGGCCAUCUUCAACUCCUGGAAGGAAUGCAGAGGUCAGAUGCCGGCGCAGGCAGAGAUCAACUACCUGAACAAAGCAAAGUGGCUGGAGAUGUAUGGAGUGGACAUGCACAUGGUUAAGGCACGAGAUGGUAAUGAGUACAGCCUAGGCCUAACCCCCACUGGAGUGCUGGUGUUUGAGGGAGAGACCAAGAUCGGACUCUUCUUCUGGCCUAAGAUCACUCGUUUGGACUUUAAGAAAAGCAAGCUGACCUUGGUGGUGGUAGAGGAUGAUGAACAGGUACAGGAAGCAGAAGAGGGGAAGGAGCAGGAGCACACGUUUGUGUUCCGCAUGGACCACCCCAAGGCCUGCAAGCACCUGUGGAAGUGUGCCGUGGAGCACCACGCCUUCUUCCGGCUGCGCGGCCCCGUCCAGAAGGGCUCGGCGCGCUCCGGGUUCAUCCGCAUGGGGUCCCGCUUCCGCUACAGUGGGAAGACGGAGUACCAGACCACCAAGGCUAGCAAGGCCCGACGGUCGGCCUCCUUCGAGAGGAGACCCAGUCGCCGGUACUCCAGAAGAACCAUGCAGAACAGGGGCCACAACAAACCCCCAGAAUCUUUCUCCUCUACGAAUACACACAACAAUGGAGUCAGUGCUGGUAAAGACACUAAGCCCCCACCUUUCACCCGAGGCGCCUGGUCGGCCAUGCCCGUGGUCAACACGGCCCCCCCCUCCGCCUGCGGCCCCGUGGAAAUCGAAACCCUCCCCAGGAGCCCUGGCGGCAGCCAAUCAGAGAAGAGGAGUGUGCCCCUUGUGGCCGAUCUGUUGGAGACCUGCAUCGAUGAUGUCAUCCGGACACCUGUUCCCAUAGCGACAUCAGGCCUGCCAGAGGAGGCGGGUCCCAGUGCAGCUCCCUCCGCCUCCAGUGUGGCUGCAGACGACAGCCUCUCUCUCACUGAAGCAGCGGCCCGUCUGAAGCAGCUGGAGCUGGAGGCGGGCCAGGGCCCAGGACCCACCAGGACAAACAUCAACAUGAACAUGAACAACCAGGAGGAUGUGGUGAAGCUGACAGAGAAGUGUCUGAACAGUGUGGGCACCAGCCCGCAGCUUGCUCCACUGCGCCCCCCGGAGGACCUGAAAAGCAACAUCCUCAAGGCCCAGGCGGAGGCCGCUCUCAAGGGCGCCGUGGAGGAGCACGUCGUGAUGGGGGACAAGAACUGCAACAUGCAGGAGGCUGCUGCCAGGUUGAAGGUGCGUAGCGGACGCAUGGGCAGCAACUCCUCUCUCUCUCUGAGUGGACGAGCUGAACGGCAGGAGUCAUGGGACCUCCUCAAACCUACUCUCAUCUCUGCCGGACCUAGUGAAGAAAUGUUGGCGGAGGAUCUGAUGCCGUCCCUACCCAUAAUUCCUUCUGAGACUACUAACGAUGGCCUAGUUGCUAAGGCUAAAGCUGAGGACCAGGAGCAGGCCAGUGUCCCUCUGACUGAAAACCUGAUAGACUUCACAGACCCGACCCCAGUACUCCCCCCGGUCCAGCCCAAGCCUGUGAUCACGACACCUCGCUGGAUCGUUCCCACGGCGGCACCCGCCGGUGUCUUUACUAACGGCCUCCUCGACCUUGACCCCCCCGCCAAGGUCACAGCUCCUCUGCAGCCCGAUGGAGGGGCUCUGGCCGGCCCCCCUCAACUCUGUCAGACACACAAUGUGAUCGCGACCAGCGUUGUGGGCCAGCAGGCGUCUACGGAGGACGGACACAAGCCCAAGGGUCUGCUGACCACUGAGCUCUGAGAAGGGUCCUGGGCAGCCUCAAGCCCCUCCGGUCACCAGCCUUCUCUGGAGCUCCACGACCAGCUGACCAGAUUGGACAUCCUCCACUUACUACAUUCCUACACUGGAUAAAAUAUUUUUCGUCACAUUUUAUUUUUGGGGGGUUCAUUUGAGUUAUUUGUUGUUUUUACCUCCCUGAUUAAGCGUCACUGGUACUUUUUGCAAGCGUAGUUUGAAACACGGUGACGCACACCUGUCAUAAAGAAGAGGGGGAGACCGUGUGGGACCAGCCUGGACGAGGACCCUGCCUGGUCCAUGCAGACACUGAGACCUCUGGCUGACGGCUGUACACCCCCCCCCUCCCCUCCGCUAACUAGACAGGUACAUGUCCACUCACACAGACGGGGGUCCAAGUCUGGCCUGUCAGCCUGCCUGUCUGAACCCACUGGAUCCAAGAGCUCUGUCUCUGUUAUGCAGCAAACCACUGGAUUAACUCUGGAGCGCUGGAACUGGACUCAUGUCGGAUUGAUUAUUACUACUGUUUUCUGACAUAUUAGUCUGUUUUUUAUUUUGUCCUGUUGAUUUAAAUCCAAUAUUCUUUUUAUUUUUUAUUUUGCUUUUACUGAGUCGAGCACCAGCAUCACCAAGUAUCAAACACCAGCAUUCAAUUUUAGAUUAUCAUCUGACCCUAUGCUGUAUUAUGAAGAACAUUAUGGCUCAGAUUAUAAGGAUGAUAAGGGCAAAAUGUAGCAUGGAAGCACGAGUUGACCCUAUGAACAUGUCAUAGUCUAACAUGUAUGUAUAGUGUAUUCACGUAUGAAAACACUGGUUUCUCCCCGCCUUAUCUAGAUGAAUGUGUAAUCAAUCUGAUAGACAAUGCUGAAAUCUACAAUGCGACACUAUCCAAGGAUAAACCACUACUUGACAUUUGUUUGUAGGCCUGAGCUGUUGUUCUUCAUCGUGCUAUGUACCCAGGGGGCUCACCGAGAGCAGCCCACUUUAUAUGUUGUCUACACACUGUCAGCCAGGUUAAAGAAUCAAUGAGGGCUGAAAGGUCACAACCCUGUUUUGCCUUUAGUCAUGUAAACUGACAGGCACUUCCUUUGUUUUGUCUCAAACUAACUCACUUAUAUCUGUCACAUUCAGAACUCGUCACACGGUUUUGUGAUUUACAUUUUACCAUCUCAUUUUGAGGUAUGGUUUAGAUAUCAUUUAAUUAGUUUAAUUCUUGCUGCUUCUUCUAGAAAUGACUUGGCAGGGAAGAUGCAGUUAUGGCAGAUGUGAAGAGAACAGAAUGCUAGAUGUUCUCAAUGGAAAUUGUUCUGAAAAAAAAUACUGCUGAUUAACUGCCUAAGAUGGAGAGAAUUUGAAUUUCACACAGUCUGCUUUUUGGUCACGUCUCUGCAAUUAUUCAAGUCUUUACAUCUUUGUAUACAUUAAAUAACCCACACAAUUUCAGUAUUCUUUCUUUUUUUUACUCACUGUAUGGAUUAUAUAAACUGAAUUGCCUGGCAAGAACAUUGUUUGUCAUUAUCUCAAAGUAUACUGUGUAUCUGCAUCACAAAUUAUUAUAGGGAUAGUGACUGACAAAUGUGAGUGAUACUGUUGCAAACAACCUAUCUAAAAUGAGGUUUUCCUAGUCUAACCAUAACACAUGCAAGUACGUACGUAACACAAGUAAGUGCAAUUUUGCGUUAGCUCUCAAAGGCUUAAUUUAUUCCUCUUUUUUGUAAGAGCACCCUUAUUCAUCCUGUGUAUUUAAAAGUACUGUAGAUGGCAGCACCGCUGUAGAUGGCAGACCACUGAUUUGUAUCAUGUAUGUAUUGAUCAAUACUUUUGAAGGAUGUGUAGUAAACCAGUAGCAAUUUUGUACAACGUAGUAAAUUCUCCAAAUAAAAAAAAAGGUAUUUUAAAAGAA
This is a messenger RNA of Osmerus eperlanus (European smelt), 4398 nucleotides long. It is a transcript of the gene epb41l5, whose product is annotated as erythrocyte membrane protein band 4.1 like 5. The record is from RefSeq and is a predicted model, not a curated record. Bases 141 to 2501 code for a protein of 786 amino acids. NCBI's taxonomy places the organism in Eukaryota, Metazoa, Chordata, Actinopteri, Osmeriformes, Osmeridae. Gene Ontology annotation, molecular function: cytoskeletal protein binding. Gene Ontology annotation, cellular component: cytoskeleton. The transcript is spliced from 26 exons.